AUGUCGUGCAUCAUGAUCGGUGUCUUGAUGGUACUCGCGUCGAUCGCACGCAGUUGCGCCGGUUGCCCGUUCUGCGCCAGGCAGCAAUUGCAGCAGUUGCAGCAGCGUACACAGCCACAACAGCAGCAGCAACAAUUUUAUCGGACGAUCGGCAGCCCGAGACCAUUCGGCGCCGACAGACCGACCCGCGUCCAGGAGUUCAACCGUACCGGCGUGCUGCACCCCGAAUAUCAAAUACCAGCGACUAUCAGGCCUGGUAACGUGUCUCAGUUCUAUUACCUGAGCCCGCGAGAAGGCCCGCCUCUCACGUUACUCGUUAGCCCAUGCAGCGGUCCGAUAUCCUGGACGGUCAGUUAUGUAGAACCGCCCGAGAAUAAUCAAGAAGCAGAAGCGCAAACGCGAUGGCCUGUGAAGACUCUGAAACCGGGAUCUCCUCUCUUUAUGUAUGAGGGCGCGGAGGACCAAAAUUUUACGAUACCAAAGACGCGGGCCGGUCUUUACUGGUUCGAAAUCAAAUCUAUGGAGCCCGCGAAUGUCUCACCUGGCACGGUGCUCUUGUAUGCAACUUCCAGCGCCUUGGAUCACAUAUCGGGCAUGUAUGCGAAUGGAAAAGAGAAUCGACAUCGCACACUGAGAUUUCAACAGCGACGAAGUAAACGACGGCUGACAAUAUCCUGGGGCAAGAGCCAUGUGGAUCCUCAUCUUUCGAACUACUGUUUAGUUGUCACUUCGGGCACGCAGUCGCACCCAUCGACCCUCUGUGCUGCGCAGAACGUUCUGAAAGCUCAUCCGAACUCAUCGGCGAAAACCGGCUCGUCCUCAAAGGAGCACCAUCAUCGGGGCGUUCCGGAAGGUCUGCACUGCGUACGGCAGACCAAACUGACGCUUCACAGGAUGAGAUACGACACUACGUACAACUUUACCCUAUAUGUGGUAAACACUCGGAACAACGUCUCCAAUCGGGUUGCUAUCGACGCUAUCAAAUUCAAAAAGAUACCGGAGCUGACUUUGCGAACUGGUCGUUACACCACGGCUAAUCUGCGGAAGACCGAUGGUUUCGUCAAUUUCCGUUAUCGUCCGCCGGACAAUACUUCAAGUACCUUUCACAUACUUCCCUGCGGUGGAGGCAUCGUGAAGGCGAAAUUAAACGGACAAGGAAUACUGCGGGAAAAAGAGGUGGUCGGAUAUGCCUCAUUACGUGUACCUCCUUUACCUCCCGGUAAGAUGUAUACUCUGCGUAUAUCGACCACACCGCAGGAGCUGGUUCGAGUAUCCACCAUAAAAGUGCUGGCUACGCAGGAGUCGUCCACCAUUUAUCCGCAAAUACCAUCCAAAAAUCCACCGCGAGAGUACCGAUCUCUCAGAACAUGUCACGAAGUGACGAUAGGCGUGGACCCAGCCGGCGACGCAAAGUACUGCAUCCUAGUGAAGGAACUGCGGAGUUCGUCGUCCUUAGCGAGUGUUACGACCGUGCCGGAUCAGUGCGGACUUCACCGGCGCAGACGAUCCGAGUACACAUUCGAGGUUUGCGAAGAGAAACAAAACCCAUCGAAGGACCGGGCGCUGCCGUUCACUCUGAAGAGGCUACAACCUGGCAAAGCUUACCUCUUGCAGGUCACAGCGCAGUUGAAGGGCCAGUCCUUGUCCUAUCCGCUGCUGGGUGUACGCACACGACGUUCUUGCACCACGUAA
Atta colombica is the source of this 1692-nucleotide messenger RNA. RefSeq names its product protein NDNF-like (gene nord). The transcript is spliced from 7 exons. Bases 1 to 1692 code for a protein of 563 amino acids. The record is from RefSeq and is a predicted model, not a curated record. NCBI's taxonomy places the organism in Eukaryota, Metazoa, Arthropoda, Insecta, Hymenoptera, Formicidae.